Messenger RNA from Dibothriocephalus latus, 1101 nucleotides. NCBI's taxonomy places the organism in Eukaryota, Metazoa, Platyhelminthes, Cestoda, Diphyllobothriidea, Diphyllobothriidae. The record is from the annotation of a GenBank genome assembly.
AUGGUAACGGGGAGGAGGUUUAAAAUCGCAGCAGUCCUCACAGUGAUUCUCAUUGUGAUUCUCUUGUACCAUUUUGUGGAUAUCCCAAAAAGCUCGUCAAAAGUACUCCGCACAUUAUAUGAUUUCUACUUGAGACACCGAACACCUGAAUUGCAGAGAUUCGUGGUGGACACUGGUCACACCAAAGAGAAGCGUCAGGAACUUCCAAAUUUGGAGAAUAUCGCUUGGCCAAAACGGGAUUAUUUAAGUGUUCCACUGAGCUCUUCGGGUAUUUGUCAAUUGCCCUUCGAAGUCCAAUACAGUCGUGGACAAAUGCACACCAUGUGGAAGCUGUUCAAUACAUUUGCAAACGUAAUGGAGGAGCUCGGUUUUGGUGACAGAUGGAUGCUCUACGGCGGCAGUCUGCUUGGAUCUUUUCGGCACCAUGAUAUCAUCCCCUGGGACGAUGAUGUUGAUAUUCUUGUCGACAGGGAGGUCAGAUCGGCACUGUGGGAGAAGAUGCGUGGCCUCAAGCCCAAUUAUACCAUCAUGAAGGGUGGUGAUAGGGACAAAAUUUAUGCAAAAUUAAUUGUGCCCGAAAAUACUCUACUCGAUAUCGAAGGUAGUCGCAAACUGAGUCAAUACCAAUGGAGCUGGCCGUUCCUGGAUAUCGGUUACUACGUCUCUAACGUCACUCACAUCAGGGAAAUUGCACGGGCAUAUGGACGAUCCUACAUCUACGCAAAGUCGGAUGUCUUCCCACUGCUCUUCAGACCGUUUUACAAAACCUGGGCUCCGGCGCCAAGAAACACCUUUGCAUUCAUAGUGGAAACCUACCCUGGCAGCAGUAAUUGCACUUCUUUAGACUGGUCUCACGUCUUUGAGAUUGAGAUGAAAAGCCAGACAGUACCGUGUGCCAACCUGGCGGAAAAAUAUGCUUUCGUCGAACGCAGCCCCCUCUUCAGUUCUGCCCAGGGAGAUAACGAAACUUUGAAAAAAUUAGGUUGGGUCCGCGAAAAACUAGUUCGCGGUGGCAAGGUCAUUCACGAACUGGACUUGGUGGCGACUCGAAGAGAAGCCUACGUAGAGACCUAUGCACUACGGUUGAAGUCCAGGCCUUGA